Messenger RNA from Colletotrichum paranaense, 246 nucleotides. RefSeq lists its product as uncharacterized. The coding region runs from base 1 to 246 and encodes 81 amino acids. The record is from RefSeq and is a predicted model, not a curated record. NCBI's taxonomy places the organism in Eukaryota, Fungi, Ascomycota, Sordariomycetes, Glomerellales, Glomerellaceae. The transcript has a single exon.
AUGACGCCGCAAAAGACUUCGGACGUAGUGGAGGAGUCUCGUUGCCUUCCCCAUCUUCCAAACGAGAUCAUAGUUAUGAUAUUCGACAGAAUGAUCGCAGGCGCCGCCGCCGAUUAUCAGCCCAUCACGUGGGAGAUUUGUCCAGUCAAGACCCUCAAAGACUACAACUUCCGGGACGCGUACUACAAGACGACGCAACAGCCUACUCACAACGACAAUUCCCACACCUUCAAGACACGAAGCUAG